AUGUUAAUAUCAGUUGUUAGGGUGCUUCCUACUCCAUGGCCUCCCGAAACUACUAAACCGCUGCUAUCCAAUAGAUUUCCUUCUGUCGUCAAGUUAUGCCGGAUUGCCCGCGAAAGUGAGCUAGAGCGUGCAACUGUCUGCUGUGAGCAUGACCGGUAG
Molecule: messenger RNA, 159 nt
Organism: Protopolystoma xenopodis
Lineage: Eukaryota; Metazoa; Platyhelminthes; Monogenea; Polystomatidea; Polystomatidae
Source: the annotation of a GenBank genome assembly